AUGUCUUUAAUAUGGAAGUAUUUCUCACUUUCUGGAAGAGUAGCGUUCUGCAAAAGUUGUAAAUUUUCAAAAAACUACCCGCCACGUUCGCCAACAACAUUUUUAAUCUCACAUUUAUGUGCCAGUCAUCCAGAAUUGUAUGAUGAUUUUUUAGCGAAAAGAAAAGCAAAGGUGCCACAACAACAGACAUUAAAAAGGUUUAAGAUUCUAAUAAGUUUAUUUUAA
Molecule: messenger RNA, 225 nt
Organism: Meloidogyne enterolobii
Lineage: Eukaryota; Metazoa; Nematoda; Chromadorea; Rhabditida; Meloidogynidae
Source: the annotation of a GenBank genome assembly